Messenger RNA from Carassius auratus (goldfish), 3109 nucleotides. Its product is annotated as acid-sensing ion channel 1B-like. NCBI's taxonomy places the organism in Eukaryota, Metazoa, Chordata, Actinopteri, Cypriniformes, Cyprinidae. Gene Ontology annotation, biological process: sodium ion transmembrane transport. The coding region runs from base 1 to 1122 and encodes 373 amino acids. Gene Ontology annotation, cellular component: plasma membrane. The transcript is spliced from 10 exons. The record is from RefSeq and is a predicted model, not a curated record. Gene Ontology annotation, molecular function: ligand-gated sodium channel activity; pH-gated monoatomic ion channel activity.
AUGGCCUCGUUGAGGGGACUUUAUUGUGAAGUUUCUCAGAAAGACUCCACUAGCAUCGACUCGCCUGCGUCCCAAGUACUUGUUCAAAGACUCUUUAUUUAUUUUUUUCAGAUCUUCACACGCUACGGAAAAUGCUACACCUUCAAUUCGGGACAGGACGGACGGCCACUGCUGGUCACCAUGAUGGGAGGGAUGGGAAACGGGCUGGAGCUGAUGCUGGAUAUCCAGCAGGACGAGUAUCUGCCUGUGUGGGGAGAGACUGAUGAGACGUCUUUCGAAGCGGGAAUCAAAGUCCAGAUCCACACGCAGGAUGAGCCGCCUUUCAUCGAUCAGCUGGGAUUUGGAGUGGCUCCAGGCUUCCAGACGUUCGUCUCCUGCCAAGAACAGCGGCUGACAUAUCUUCCUCCUCCAUGGGGUGACUGUAAGGCUUCAGCAAUGGACUCUGAUUUUUUCAGCACAUACAGUAUCACCGCCUGCCGCAUUGACUGUGAGACACGCUAUCUGGUGGAGAACUGCAACUGCCGCAUGGUGCACAUGCCUGGAGAUGCUCCAUAUUGCACUCCAGAACAGUAUAAGGAGUGUGCAGAUCCCGCUCUAGAUUUUCUGGUGGAGAGAGACAAUGACUACUGCGUUUGCGAGACGCCCUGCAACAUGACGCGCUAUGGCAAAGAGCUGUCCUUCGUCAAGAUCCCCAGCAAAGCCUCGGCCAAAUACCUGGCCAAGAAGUUCAACAAGACGGAGCAGUACAUCGCAGAAAACAUCCUGGUGCUGGACAUCUUUUUCGAGGCCCUGAACUACGAGACCAUCGAGCAGAAGAAAGCCUACGAGAUAGCCGGCCUUCUUGGUGACAUUGGCGGACAGAUGGGCCUGUUCAUCGGGGCCAGUAUCUUAACCAUCCUGGAGCUCUUUGACUAUCUGUACGAGGUGAUCAAGUUCAAACUGUGUCGCUGUGCCAAGAAGAAACACCAGCGGAGCAGCAACGGCGAUCGAGGAGCCGUUCUCAGCCUGGAUGACGUGAAGCGUCACGCUCCCUGUGACAACCUUCAUACCCCGUCAACAUACCCAGCCAACAUGCUACCUCACCAUCCUGGCCAGGGCAACUUCGAAGACUUCACCUGUUGAGCGUAAAGUAAGAGCCUGACAGAGAACAACCAAAGCUGACCACAUCAGUACGGACUCCUUUCACAACCGGACAGUACAGUAUAAACCUUCUGGAUCUGCGACACACUAGAAAACCACCAUGUCUUGACAUAUCCAGAUGUCGGAGGAAUGGUGCCGAUCAACAAAGUUUAUUUUCACUAAAAUGUUCCAUGGGAAACUUUUGAUGUUUUUUGAACAUUUCAAGGAAAUACUGCCUCAAAAACGAAACUCCUUGAAGUCUAAGAAUUGACACAUUAGGGGACUUGGACAUCGAAUAGCUUUCUGCAGCUGGACCCUGAUGCCUUCCGUCCGUGUACAUAGUGUUGGCUCUUAACUGUCUUAAGACCAGUGGCUUACGUAGGUCAGUAGAUAUAGCGCUUAUUCACUGUAUGUAGCCUCAUUUGUCCAUUGAUCUGCUGGAUCGAUUCAGCCUCGGUGUAUCUCACGAGAAUGUAACUUUCUGAAAAAGGUGGCCAUUACAAGCAUUAAAAGUGGGAUUUUAGGACGCUGGAGGGUUCAGAUCCCAUAUGACAUUGUGUUACAGGUCUCAUCUUGUAAAUGCAUGCUGGUCAUCUUGUGCAUGUUUUUCGUUUUAUUUAGAUUUUAUUAUUUCCAUCGCCAAGUUAGCCUCAAUUAUACACAAGUGUUGGAAGAUGGUGUAAAGUUGGUUUUCAUGUGUAUAUGCGUGCGUGUGCAGGUUUUAACAGGAUAACAUUUCUCAGUGACCCCAGAGUAAUAGCAGGCUGAUGAAACUUGUCAGAAUAUCUCUUCAAUUAUAAAAUGUUUCAAAAGUAAUCAAUGUUUAAAUUCAUAUCUAAAAAUGGCAAAAUGUAGGAUUAGUCUGUUGCAUAAUUAGUAGGAAUGGAACGGUGCAUAGAUGUCACGGUUCGGUAUGUACCUCGGUUCUGGGGUCAUGGUUCGAUAACAUUUCGGUACAACAGGAGAAAAAAAAAAAAAAUCUACUAUGCUCGGUUUCUUUUCAUUUAUUUUGAACAGACAGAUGUGAAAAUACUAAAUAUUAUUAUUGAUAUAUAUGUAAAAAAAUCUACAGUAUACAAGGAAUAAUAUACAAGGAACAAAUAUAUUGAAUAUAUAUUCGAUUUAGUUUACGGAUAAACAAGGGGGAAAAAAACAGUGCGGCACAUAAUGUAUCCUAUAUCUCAAAUGGCAGAAAGCCAUAUCCUAUCUGUUUUCUUUAUUUUACAAAAGCACAAUGUUUUGUUUUCAUUGUGAGUGUACACAAAUAAAAGCAGAUCUUUAUACAGUGAUGCAGUAAUAAUAAGACAAUAAGUGUUUAAAGUUGAUUCUGCUGGAGUGAGGAAACAGGAAUUAAGUGAUCGUGCUGACACGCUCGCGCACACACACACACACAAACACAAAAUCAGUUCCAGCAUUGCUAACUUGACAGUGCAGUUGGUACUUUAUCAAAAUAAAAUACAGUGAACCAAAACAUCAGCGUGCCUGGCCCUGUGUCACCGUUGGAACAAAACUGAAGUACAAAGCCUAUAAUUUACAUAAUAAAUAAUAGUUUAGCAAACAGAGACAUUACAUUGCAAAUAUGGAAAUAUUAUGGUGUAUUUGGAUUUGUGCCGAAUUAGCAUACACGAGCACAAAGCUCCAUUUCGCAAACCAUUAAGUUCACAAGUCUUUAAAGUACACACCAUUGUCAGUCUGUGAGAGACACAUUCAGAAUCAACACAUGCUCACUGUCUGGGAUUUGUGCGCAACUCAUGGCAUUCGCUAUUCUUCUGCUGGCAGUUGGUUAUCAAACAUUGCUACGGGCGCCCCCUUCAAGAUUGGGGUGAAUUGCCUGCAUUCAUUGUAAGGCACCAAAUCGAGAUGUCCAUACCGUGACGGUUAGGUACGAAAACAUGUAUCGUUCCAACCUUAAUGAUUAGUAUAUAUGACUAACAAGAAAUGUUAAUGGGAAGCCCCCAACAGAUAUUUGGACACAUGAUUAUGAAUACAU